Messenger RNA from Trichoderma aggressivum f. europaeum, 1656 nucleotides. RefSeq lists its product as uncharacterized. Gene Ontology annotation, molecular function: oxidoreductase activity, acting on paired donors, with incorporation or reduction of molecular oxygen; heme binding; iron ion binding. The record is from RefSeq and is a predicted model, not a curated record. The coding region runs from base 1 to 1656 and encodes 551 amino acids. The transcript has 2 exons. NCBI's taxonomy places the organism in Eukaryota, Fungi, Ascomycota, Sordariomycetes, Hypocreales, Hypocreaceae.
AUGGCAGAUAGCAUAGUCAGAGACGCUUUCGCGUCAAUUCGAGGCCAGGACGCGCCACUAUCUGCCACAACCUCUCUUGUCCUCUUAGCUGCUCUUUUCGUCGCGUCUACUUGGGUGUAUUCACGCUUCCAGGGGGACAAGCCAAAGGAUGACUUUCCUCCGUGGGUUCCGCUUGAGGUUGGCGUGAGCAGCGCAUUGAUUCAAGCUGGUGGCACUGCUUCAAACAUUUUUUCGCUCCUUUCGCGCGGUAAAGGGUCCCUCUUCGGGCUCACCUCACGACACCAAAUCCUGCAUAACCUCGACAACAUUGACAGAGUGUUCACCAAGGGACCACAUAUUCUGAGCGCCGACGUUUUGGGAUUGCGUUUGGGCAUUCGCGUUUUCGGUGCUAACCUGACUCAAGAUGUCCGCCAAAAAUUUAUGGCCAUGAACAGAAAGUUGACGCAGAUCAUCGAACGAUACUUUGUAAACGAGGCCUCGGCAACAGCUUCAAUCCAGGCCGCCCAUAUUCCAGAAAAGGUGGCCCAGCUGCUUAGUUUUUCAUCGGAUGCUCAGAAACAACACCAGUGGGAGCGAUUUGCAUCCGUUCAAGUUAUAUCGGGUAAUUCUAAAGGACAACCGGAUGCUGUUGAAGCAGAUCUUGAGUUGCUCAUGAGAGACUUUGGCGCCUGUGUCUCCAUUCCGCGACUGUAUGGCCAGGACUUUUUGGAUCGCAACCAGGACCUCCUAGAAGACUUCUGGAAAUUUGACAACAACGCAUUCCCUCUACUCGUGAUUGGCGUGCCGACGUGGGCUCCUAUCAAGUCUUUCAAAGAGGCUCUCGCGGCUCGCACUCGCCUCCACGAUGCGCUCGAAGGGUUUUACAACCGCUUGAAUCAACACAAGCGCGGCCUCCCAGUGGACUUUGACGCCGAUAUGAGCGAUGUUAGUGCCGCUGCCAUGGAGAGAAAUAACUUUCUCGAGGAGAACGAUGUCCCCAUGCGCGCGCGAGCAGAGCUCGAAUUGGGCACUUUUUGGGGCUUAAACGCCAACAUGCAACCGAUGGUUUUCUGGCUUCUGCUCUAUAUACACUCUACUCCUAGGCUAUUGGAUGAGUUGCGGGAGGAGGUCAGCUGUUGCAUAUCUUUAUCGACGGCAACUUACCCGCCACAGAUCACCGCGUUUGACUUUUCACGACUAAGCCAUGAGUGUCCUCUUCUAAAGUCCUGCCUCUUCGAAACCUUUAGACUGGUUGAAGAACCAACAUCUAUUCGAUAUGUGUCAAAACCCAUGACGGUGCCCGAUGGCAGUCACGAGCACCACUUCAAGGCGGGAACCUGGCUUUCAGCCCCUCACGCCCUUCUCCAAUCCGACCCAUCCAUCUUUCCCGACCCCGACAGGUUUAUUCCGGAUAGGUUCAUUGAAACAGAUAAAGAGACAGGUGCCCGAGUCGCCCGAUACGGAAAGCUUAAACCCUGGGGAUCCGGAUCGGCAGUAUGCAAGGGAAGGACGUUUGCUGAGAAAGAGGUCAUGGGCAUUGUUGCUUGCUUCAUCACGCUAUGGGAUAUGGACAAUGCUGAAGGCUCGUGGAAGCUCCCUAGCAUGAUUCCCGGUACUGGAGUCAAGCGCCCACAGAAGGCUAUUCGCGUUGUCCUCAAGCGCCGCAGUUUUGUAUAA